Heterobilharzia americana is the source of this 919-nucleotide messenger RNA. NCBI's taxonomy places the organism in Eukaryota, Metazoa, Platyhelminthes, Trematoda, Strigeidida, Schistosomatidae. The record is from the annotation of a GenBank genome assembly.
CGCAAGUCAAGGUUAGGUGAUGAACAAUAAUGAGACCGUCUUGGAGACCGAUGCACGUUUUAAAAAAGAAAAGCAGAAUUCACUCAUUAAUAGGAGGAACGUUUCAAUAAAAGAACGUGAAGAGUUAGGAUUUUCACCUAGAUACCCACCUUUGGCUAAAUACGAGGAUUAUGUACACACAUGUGACACAGAACCAACGGAGUUACCCAAGUCUACUGAAAAAUUUGUAAAUAUGUGUACGAACAAACUUCAAAGUGUAUUUCUAAAGACUAUUGGUUCAUACAGAAGAAGCUCCUAUAUGGCACCCCCCGAAACACUGGGCGAGCCACUUUCAAUGAAUGAACCGUAUGUCAGUGAUCGUGCUAUACGAGGAAAACUUGGUGCUAGCUUGGAAAUUCCAUCCGUUUCCAAACAGCAAUAUCUGAAGUCUUCAAUACUUCCACAGCUUGAAGCAUUAAAUUCCACGACUUUGACUGAGGAUCAGAAAAGAGCACAGCGUUACUUGUUCACAUCAAGCUACCAGGCGGCAUACGGAAACCCUGCAGUUUUUGGCACCACUACCUAUCGACGCAUAUAUCCAAUUAUAAGCCUAGAAACUAUUUCACGCCCAGUAGAAGGUUCAAUGAAGGAAAAUGCAUAUUUUCCUUCAACAAAGACAUGGAUACCAGAAAAUUUCGAUCCCAUUCAGUAUGACUUGAAGCAAACAAGAUAUCCCUAUUUACAGGAGAAUCGACCUCAUGAAGUUUGCUCACAUUAUCCACGAAUUAAUCAGAUUCCGGGAUAUAGUGGAUCAUUUACUACCAGUGAUAGACGCAGUGAUUCAGAUAAUCCAUACAAGGUAUAUAAGCCAUUAAAUCUGGUUCGCCAACAAAUUCCGCAUGAAUAUGUCUUCGAUCUGCUUCUCAAAGGAAGUUUGUAA